AUUCGAUUCGUACGGGAAAAUGAAACUAAAGAAAGCGACUGAAAGUGCAACAUUGAAAUGUAUUAUUUUGAAGCUCCAAGAGGGAUUUUAUCCUUGAAGAACUUUGAGACUUAUGCGACUCUGAGACUAAAUUUGUUAUCAAGAGUUCUUAAAUGUAGGAACGACAUAAAUGAGUUCUUGGCCAUUACCACCGACCCAGAAAUUGUUGCUGCAUCAGAUAUAUUUUUAGAGGGAUCGUAUAAGGACCUUAUUUCACAUUUUACAUUAAGACUUCUGCUUGCCAGUGAAUCAGGUGCCUGCAGUUUUCUUGUCCAAGCUGAAACCACACUGUUCCAGUUUAGACUUCAGUGCUUGAGUGACACAGAGCUAUCCAGAUUCCUCUCCUUCACUGAAAAAAGACUCAAUAAAAUAAAGAAGUCAGGUAAAACAUUAUAUGCAGAACACAGCUUAGUGAGUUACACACAGGACAUUUUAUACCGAGUGAAAUCCUCCGACUUAAGCUGGAAGACAGUGGUAGCACAAUGUCGAGAGAACCACAACCAUUCCUUCUUCACUGUCCCUUUCACUGUGGUUCCUCAUUUAGUGGCCAAGAGAAUUGUAACUCUCCACAAUGGCCUGGCAUCUGUGCCCUAUCAGUAUUUACAUGAUGUGCUGAGACACUGCUUUGAGCUGAACCUGAUUCAUGGUGUACAGUAUUGUAAAUCAUUGCAAGGAAACCUGGAUAAACGCUGCAGAGUGCUCAAGCAUAGACUAAUGAUCAUGCUGCAGAGCAAAUUCAGGCUGCCUGAUUUUCCCUCCACUAAAGCAAUCUCCCCAUUGAGCCAGCAAGACAUUUUGUUGGAAAGUGGCUCCUUCCCUCCUUGUAUGUCUGUGUUACUUCACAGUUUACAAACCAACCACCAGCUCCACCACCACUCCAGGGUUCAGCUGACAUUGUUUUUAAAAGAGAUCGGGAUGCCUGUACAAGAAGCCCUUCAGUUCUGGAAGCACCAAUACAGCAUGGCACCCCAUGGUGACCCUCGGAGUGGGUGUGGUCCCAAGUGGGUGGGGAAGGAGAGGCGGUACACCUACAGCAUUCGCCACCUGUAUGGCCUAGAGGGCUCCCAGGUCAACUACAGGGCUCAUUGCUGUGCUUCACUUCAGGAGUUUAUUCCACCAUGUGGAAGCAACGGAGGCUGUCCUUUCAAGCAUUUUGAUGACGCAGCACUGGGGCAGCUCCUACAGAGUGAGGAUAUCAUGGAAACAACAGUCAUCCUGGCAUGCUCUUUAUAUUUAAAGAGAAAAGCUAUAAAACCAUUGAAAAGUCAGAGUAUGUGUACAUGCAGUCCUACAAAGGAACCUAAAGCUAAGAAAGCAAGACUUGAAAAUCAUUCUCCUGGCAUUCAUAACCAGGAAAGGGAUUCUUUCAUCGGUCAGCGGGAGGUGGAAGACAAGCAUUGGUCUGGAGACCAGUCCGAGGUAUUAGGGUCCAGGACGGGUCAGGGGUAUUCCUUAACAAAAACUGUCAAACCUUUGAUGAAUUCAAAAAGAGCUGCAGACACUCAAACUAUACAGAACUUAGGGGAGAGUCAGAGGAGGCUGGACAUGGAUGCAUCAAAUCCUUGUGGAAAUGUGGAUGUUCAGAUUAGUCGUAAUAUAAAUUGCUUUACACCCCAUCGACACCUUAGCCUGUUUUCCAAUGCAUCUUUUCACUGUCAUGGAGUCCAAAGAUCAUUCACCUCAUCUUCUUCUGAUGGAUCUAAGGACCCCCAGAAUGGUAAAAAUGGCAAGGAGAUGAAUAUAAAUCAGCAGAAAGAUCCAAAGGUGACACAGGAAGCAAAUGGAAGCACAGCUGGCUCUAGUGGUCAUCCUGAGAAAAAGUUAUCAGUAUUUCAGCGAUUCAAACAAACCUACAAAGAACAUGGUAAAGUGCUGAUCAUCGUCGAGGUUGUGACGUCCAUAUUCUGGUAUGGACUCUUCUACUUCAUAGUCACCUGUGGUGUUGAUGUGAUAGCUCUGCUAGAGAAGAUGGAACUCAGUGAAAAAAUAAUCCAACCAUUCCGUUCCUCCAGCCUCGGGGACUUUGUCAUUGCCUUCCUCCUCUACAAAUUGAUCUCCCCGAUCCGCUACGCCGUGACGUUAGGUGGGACCGGCUACAUCAUCCGAUGGAUGAGGAGGCGAGGAAAAUUACCCCCGGUGACACCUAGCACACAACUCAGGACCCUGUAUAAGGACAGCAGGGAGGAAAUCAGGACUAAGAGUGUUAGUUUUAGGGAGAGGAGAAGGUCAAAGGUCAAGGCCAGAGGCAAGAAGAAGAGAGGACAGAAGCACGUGAUCUACCACAACUUGUACAGCAUCGGACACUUCCACCGACAGGGAAUCAAGGAUACCGGAACUUGUUACAAAGACAGAAUCCGAUCUUUGGAGGAACCGUUUUGUGAGAAGGGGGCGUUCCCCAGACUGGUUCAUCAGAUCACUGUUAUGGGGAGGAAAACAGCUCGGUUCAACUCGAGUUUAUUUGCUAUGAGCUCAGCCAAACGACCAAACGGUCGCGCUUCCGGUCCUCCAGUAGGUGGCGCGCGGAAUGGUCCGGAAGGAAAGUCCAAGCAGAUCAAACUAGUUCUUCUGGGGGAAUCCGGAGUAGGAAAAAGUAGUAUUGCCUUAAGAUUUGUGCGAGGGGAGUUCAACGAGAAUGGAGAAGCUACAAUUGGAGCUGCAUAUUUGACAAAAACGAUAAACGUACAGAACUCUACCGCCAUUAAAUUUGAUAUCUGGGACACGGCGGGACAGGAGAGGUACCACAGUCUGGCACCGAUGUAUUACCGGGGGGCCCCGGCCGCCGUGGUCGUCUAUGACAUCACCAGUCAGACUUCCUUCUCGCGUGCUCAAGCUUGGGUUAAGGAACUUACUCAGCAAGCUAACUCUCAGAUCGUCAUUGCUUUAGUCGGCAAUAAGGCCGACAUGGCCAGCGAGGGCAGGGUUAUACAUACAGAGUAAGACUCCAUUGUUUACGUCUUACAGGUGUCCUUUAAGGAGGCACAACGGUGGACAAGGGAGAUAAUCGACUUUGGAGGCUCGUGUAGUUACAUUAUUCUGCUGGGGAAUAAGUCAGACCUAUCUAAUGACUUGAGAGCGGUGCCCUACGAGGACGGCAAGGAGUUUGCCAGUAAUAAUGGACUAAUGUUUACGGAGGUUUCCGCUAAAACAGGAAUGAAUGUAGACGAUGUCUUCACUAAUUUAGCCGCCAAAAUAGCUGCUCAGUCUUCCCCCGAAUCGAAUUCUACCACCGUCCGACCCACGAACGUGGAGAGGACAGAGAAAGGGGGGUGUGCCUGUUGAAGGGGAAACCAGCAACACGUGAUAUUGUGAACAAAGGAUUAUAAACCGGCAUUGAUCGAUUUGUGAUAAUCAAACUCUGACACUCGUUAAAUGUGCAGGGUAGCUUCUGCAUGUUCCAUUCACCUUGAACACGUGAAAUUAAUCUUACUUCAGUUACUUGUAAGAAUUCUGACUACCUUUACCUGUGAUAUAAUAAUGCAAAUGUCACCUUGUGUUUUGUGUAUAUGUAUGAUAAAACGAGAAAAUAGA
Messenger RNA from Magallana angulata, 3567 nucleotides. RefSeq lists its product as uncharacterized. Gene Ontology annotation, cellular component: alpha DNA polymerase:primase complex. Gene Ontology annotation, molecular function: GTP binding; GTPase activity. The record is from RefSeq and is a predicted model, not a curated record. Lineage: Eukaryota; Metazoa; Mollusca; Bivalvia; Ostreida; Ostreidae. Gene Ontology annotation, biological process: DNA replication, synthesis of primer.